Molecule: messenger RNA, 1731 nt
Organism: Penicillium coprophilum
Lineage: Eukaryota; Fungi; Ascomycota; Eurotiomycetes; Eurotiales; Aspergillaceae
Exons: 3
Coding region: 1-1731 (576 amino acids)
Source: RefSeq, a predicted model, not a curated record
AUGGAGGGCACACCAACUACGCCUCUCACUGUGCUCAAACGCCGCAUGCCAUGCAUCACAUCCAUACAUAAAGCCAACUCGACAUCCAGCUCGCUUUCGAACAUGUCAUAUCCACAGAUCCCUUCUCGCCGUUCGUCUCUCUCUUCCAGCGUGGACCCCGAUUCAAGCGAGCUUGCGACAUCAACUAGGACCCCGUCUCUCAGUGAUAGUCUCUAUAAUAUCGCUGUGGUGAAAACUCGACAGGAACACACUGCAACUUCCCGGGGUAUCCGCAAGACUGGUCUUGGUACGAAUGAAGACCCAUUUCUCGACCAGACCUCGCGCUGCCGUGUUGAUCGUCGAAGAGGACUCAUGACCCAGAGUGGAUAUCAAUUGGCACCACAACUGCUUAUUCGCUGGAGUUCUGGGUCUUACGGCUCUGUAGAGCCAUGCCUCUCAUCGAAUUCAGCCUCAGAUGACGGCGCGAUAGAACCGCCAGCAGAUUCCAUCUCAAAACACAAAUCCAGGGUCGAUAGUGCCCGAUCUUUAUCAAACAUGCUGCGCCCAGGGUCAUCCGGAUUGCUUUGUCCGUUGGAGCUACCUAUCGCGUUUGCUAGCAUGAGAUCAUACACAGGCUGGCCAUGCAUGAGUAGAGAUUCGAUGUCUGUAUGGGCGUCAGUGAAUGUAUCUGCUGAUGUUGAGCCCAUCUCCCUGCCUGAGACCUCGAGCCUUGCACCCCUCGACAUUAUUAUACUUUUUGAUAGCUUGCAGCAGUCUUCUGUCAGCCUUGUGACGCCAAUGAUCCUGGCAUCUUCUGUGCUUACCUCAAAUUUGGCUACCAGCAGUGACAGAAUAGCGAUAGCGUGUGUUGACGGAAGUUCUAGAAACGAGUUCGAGCUAUUGCUUCCAUUGAGGUUCCACUCAUUCGAGACGUUGCGAACUGCUUUAAAUGCUUUCUCUCUCCGCCACAUGAAGAAGAAAACGAGGAAAUUUCCCGACGCAUGUAACUCUAUUCGACAGGCAUCUCGACUCUUUUACCCUUCUCCCAGAGCAGCAUUUUGUCAUCUGGUAUUCAUAUCCCCAUGUCCCCCAGAAAAUAUGUUCAUAUCUGGUGUUGACACCGCUAUUGGCAUCCAUACAAUCUCUCCUCAGCCUCGCUUUCCCCUCAAGUCAGCAAACCAUCCACUUGGCUGGCACAUUUUCUAUGACGCCGAUGCCGAUGAUCCACGAUCCUGUGAAGUUCAUUUCAUGCGAAGGGUCUCCAAAGUCGUUCGGCAGCUUCGUACUGGUCUCAGCCCCGGGGCCUUAUCGAACUUGAAACUGCUCGUCGAAGAGGGGCACGGAUGCCGGUUAGAGUCGGCAAUGGAAGACUGCCAUAUGACGCGGCUUCGACCAGGGGAGACCUGGAUCUUCAAAGUGAAAAUUGGUGUGCCGAUUGGGCUUUACCAGGAAACUCAAUUAACUGAACAUCCUGUGCUCGAAGACCUCAUCAGGCAGAUUAACAGUGUUCUGAAAGCAUAUUCUUCUGAGCCGGUUGCGCAGCAUGUUCUAAGCGCCCGCCUCGAGCAUCAGCAUUCUUUGCUACCGAAAUCGCAUACUGUUUGCUUGGAGACUCAUUGCACCAUCUCGCGCACUCCAGGUGUGCCGCCUCCUCCUUCUGGGGACUAUCGCAAGGUUUCAGCGCUAAUGUCUUAUGAAUUGGAUGAUGAUGCUAUCAGUAUCAGCUUGGGAUCUGCAAGCGAACUCAGUUGA